Messenger RNA from Zea mays, 2398 nucleotides. RefSeq names its product putative cysteine-rich receptor-like protein kinase 23. Bases 524 to 2257 code for a protein of 577 amino acids. Gene Ontology annotation, molecular function: ATP binding; protein kinase activity. NCBI's taxonomy places the organism in Eukaryota, Viridiplantae, Streptophyta, Magnoliopsida, Poales, Poaceae. Gene Ontology annotation, biological process: protein phosphorylation; cell surface receptor signaling pathway. The transcript has 8 exons. The record is from RefSeq and is a predicted model, not a curated record.
GAAGGGUGCCUGCCUGCUUUUGGCACCCAGCUUCUGAACUCAAAAGAAGAAGAAGAAGAAAAAAUCAGUUGUCCCCCCGCCAUUAGCUCGACAAAACUUCAGGUAACAGAACUGGACCAUCUUGGAGGAGACAGAAACAGGUCGUUAGCCUCACUCUUAGAAUUUGGACUUCGUUUCCAGCCUCACAGCUGUUCUAGGGUUAGCCUCUCUUUUUUUUCUCCCUUUUAAAGUCAGCAAGUCUAUCCUCUCCCGUCAACAGAAAGUUUGGUCGGAGAACACACGUGUCCGCAAAAUGCCACACAGGAGCUCCCAAGUGCUCGGCCUCCGGCACUGUAGCGCUAGCGCAGAGCGGGAGGAGCUGGAAAAAAAAACGUGGCCUUCUUCUCUCGCCAGUUCAUCGGUUUCUCGGAAGCCUGUCAAACACGGACUGGCUUAGUCAAAGCCGGCUUUCAGACAUAUAAUCGCGCUCGCCGUCGUGCGCACGGCAGUCGGCAGGCAGUACCGGAGCAGCGUGCCAGGCCCCAUGGACAGCUCGAGCGGCAUGUGGGCCGUGCUCGGCCAGGCCUCGAACGUGGCGCAGCUGGUCGGCGUGGACGCGCUCGGGCUGGUGUCCAUGGUCGUGCAGGCCGCGCUGGCGGCGCGCCGCCACCGCGACGCGUGCCGCCGCCUGGCGCAGCACGUGGAGGUCGUCGGCGGCCUGCUGCGGGAGCUGGAGCUCGCCGAGCUGAUGCGGCGGGAGGCCACGCGGCGGCCGCUCGACCAGCUCCGGGCCGCGCUGCGGCGGUGCUACGCGCUCGUCACGGCGUGCCAGGACUGCGGGUACCUCCGCAGCCUGCUCCUCGGCGCCCGGAUGGCCGACGAGCUCCGCGCGGCGGAGAAGGAGGUCGACUUGUUCAUCCGCUUAGUCCCACUUAUCGCCCUCGUCGACAGCACGCAUGGUCGCAGUGGCAAGCAGACUGCCGAGGGAGUACCAGGUCUACUCACGAACGGUUCAAACCAUCAUGUCAGGUUUUCAAGAAGUGUUUCCGCCUCCAUCAAAAUACACAUUCAACGAACUACUCAAAUCUGCAGUAUUGCAGAACAGCCAUUAGCAGGUAGACAGUCGCCACUCCAUUAUUCAGGAGCACUGGACUUGGGAGAACAUAAAAAUCUGGACUUUGAAGAAUUGUUGGAGCUUUGCAUCCGUACUCAAGAGAGUUGCUCAGGAUUCAGAAGGUUUGAAUUAUUUCAGAUCAUUGACGCUACAGGCAAUUUCCCGGAAAGUAGAAUCAUCGGGUCGGGUGGUUUUGCUAUAGUUUACAAGGGUCAGUUACCUGAUGGAUCCAUGGUCGCCAUCAAAAGGAUGGAUGAAGGUGCCACAAUGUUUGAUUUCAGCAGUGAAUUUCUGGCUGCGAGGCUUCAGCAUACCAAUCUAAUUAGACUUUUGGGGUGGUGUAUCCAUGGGAAAGAAAGGAUUCUAGUGUAUGAGUUCAUGCACAAGGGUACCCUGCACAGUUUAAUCUUUGACAAAAGAAUGGGGUUGUUGCUAGACUGGUCUAAACGAAUCGAUAUAAUCAGAGGGGUAGCUGAAGGACUUCUUUACCUUCACAAGCAGGCCAAGUUAUGGAUUGUUCAUAGGGAUUUGAAGCUCCAGAACGUCCUAUUAGAUCAUGACAUGAAGCCAAAGCUUGCUGAUUUUGGAUCGGCUAGAAGUCUGAGUUCAGAUUCCGCCGAAGAGUGUACAAGCAGGGUUGUGGGGACUAGUGGUUACAAAGCUCCUGAGUACACGUCUCGAGGUGUCUAUUCACUGAAGACAGAUGUGUUCAGCUUCGGGGUGGUGGUUCUAGUGACCAUCAGCGGGCGAGAGAACACCGUACUGGAGAAGCAAGGAGACUCUGUUGGCGCCCUUGUACGAGAUGCCUGGCAGCUAUGGAACGAUGGAAGGCUGCAUGAGCUUGUAGAUCCAGUGCUGGGUGACGGAUUCGAACUUGCUGAGGUGGUGCAGUACGCUCAAGUGGCACUGCUCUGCGCGCAGGAGGAGCCAGCAGAUCGUCCCACCAUGUCCGACGUCGUGUCGCUCCUGAACUUUGAAAGCAUAGGUCUGCUGCCAGAUCCUAAGCAGCCGUCUGAGCUUUGUAAGGGAGGUGGUGGUACUUCUGGUGACAGGUUGCCGACAUGUGGUAGCCAGUCGAGCAGGACCAUAGACAUCACAAUCACAAGUUCGGCUCCUGUGUCAACUAGAACUAGGGUCCGCAUCAUUGUGGACCCAGAGACCUAAAAUGUAGACAUAAACCGAUAUUAAUAUGUAAAAGAACAUGGACAACUUUUAGAGCUAGUUUGGAUACACUAAUUAUUCUCUAUGGUGAUUGGGGCUAUCUGAGGGCCAAGGGGAAAAUUAGUCCAUUUCUCUCUCAAUUCC